AAUACGUAUUUUGAGGCUAAAUGCGUCCGUUGUUUGCGUCUCUCACUAUGUAAACUAGAGAAGAAGGCAACGUCUCGUUCAUUCAACAAUGUCUAAUGUACCGACGAUCCAGCUGCCAAACUGUGUGGUAGGGUCGCGAAAAAUUCGUUACAUUUAUCUGGUCAAUUCAACUUCGUUUGCCCUAAAUGAGUGUCCGCAAAAGGACGCAGUGACUCCCCUUUAUUUAGGAGCUGAUCUCUUCUCCAACACGAAAAUUCGUACAGAAAACCAUCCAAGAUAUCACGCGAGGUUUGCCAAAAAAGGCCUGGCCACGAGACUGCAUUUUUCCUCGGAAUUUAGAUUCCACGGACUGAAGGUAUCACCUUGUAGCAACGCUCUUUGGUUCUACAGUAUCGAAGGACUUUUCCGGGUGGCUUUUGAAAUCUAUAAUAAGCAAGAGCAGCUUUCUGUGCUGGAGAACUUGCAGGAUGUUUGGAAAUCAAAGAUCAAUGAAUCUCCACUGAAGUCCAAUUACACCCUGAGAAUGUUGGUGCACACUGCUCUGAAUAGUACAGCAAAUUCCAGUAUUGACAGUGUCUCACCUCAAGAUUCCCUCAGGGGUCAAGAAGCUGCAACAUCAAGUGAUACAGCAAGGGGCCCAGCAGAUCAUAACUAUUGUAAUUUUGUCCCACCAUGUUUACAAACUGUGAGGCAUCAGUUGCAAAGUUUGGAUGAGAAAAUUUCUUGCAAAACUGAAAUUCUAACACAGAAGCAGCUGGAGACUGUCUCGCUCCUCAUGGAACAAGUUGAUCUGUAUAUCUUCGGAACGCUGGAAGAGAAGAAUGUGACAGAAACUGUGAUGAACUUGCUCAAUACCAAAGACUGGAGUUUGACGUUUGCAAGCCCCUUACUUAAUAGUGUCGCUCGUUGGCUGGGCUGCCAGUUUCACCUGGCCAACUGCAGCAUCAGUCAGAAAGUGGAAGAAUUUAAAUUGCAACACAUUGAACGCAUCAGCGAAUUGCCACCUGCUGAGGAAUUAACCACUGAACUUUUUCCAGAAGCCAUGAGAACACUGCUGCUUCACUGGAUGGGUUUGAGUGAAGAGUCCUCCGUGGAAAAGAGACACAGUGAAUAUCCAAUUCUGCUGCUCAUCCUUGAGUUUGCCAAUCACAGCCUCAUUACUGGGGUAGCACAUGUGCUCUACUCUACUCUCAUAUGUAAAUAAUGUGGACAAAUUGAAGUCUAAUAUGGGUAGCUGUGGGAUAAGUGGGUGUAUGGAUGCAAGGAAAUCAGAUGAAAAUACACAUUUCUGAUGGGUCGCAAAAUUGGAUGGCACUUCACUUAAUAAAAUGUGGGUGACGAUUGAUGUGUGUUGGCAUAACAGCGAAAGGUGACACCUAACCAUAACCUCUAUGUCAAAAUUUCACAUUGGAAAGCACUUGAGGAUAAAUACCUGAAUGAAUAAUGUAGUUAAACUGGCUUUACUAAAAUGACACAACCAUGUGUUGCUGAAGAAACAAUCAAGUUUCAUAAUUCUCACUCACCCUGGUUAAGUCCUGUAUUCAAAAGCCUUUUUUUAAUACAACAAAUAUUACGACACGAACGGCUUUCAUUUGACCAAACAACGUAUUGAGAAUUGUUUUAAUUCAAACAGUCACAACAUUUUAUACAACACACUAGUUUUGGAAACGUCACUUCUGAAUGUCCUUACAUCACAGUAGCCGUGAAAAGCAAAUAACCAUGACAGCUCAGUUGCCAUCUGACAAAAUCAAACUCAAAUUUAUUUUCCAACAGACUGAUGAGUUAUAAAAAGACCAUACGAUGCAAACAAAUAUCUAGUAUCUGUACCAGUGUCCGUACGUCAACAUGGUGGUUCCUUAAUGAAUAAAUGCUGAGAUAAACCCAGCAACCUAUUAUUUACAUUUCACACUCCAAUGUAGAAGAGUGUCAUCUAUCAAUAAAUUACAGACUGAGAGCAACAUCCAUGCAAGCUUUGUGGCCGGCGAUGGCUGCAUUGCGGACAGAUGAGUCAUGAAGAUAGUGAUGACUUGAAGCUAUACAUAAUCCAUUCCGCGCGUGAGCGAGGAGAAUCCGAGGCCCAUUCCCCUCUGAGUGUGAGUCUGUGAUCUUGCCAUCUCGUACUGAACAUCCAGGUUCCUAAACAUCUCCUCCUGCUUCUGUAGAGUCUUCAAACCCUCGUCGUUCAAAGGUUUUGAAGCUUCUCCUUCUUCAUCCCCCUGGUCAAACAAAUGCAACAAAAUAAGUUACAAAGAAACAAAAUAGAAUUUUAAAUAGUUAAUUUUUAAAACAUAUGUACUUACUUUAAUACCCAUCAGUUUCCGAAAUUUAACAUUUUGGUCCUUGUUUCCAAAGUUAAGCUUCUCCCAUAAUUCAGCUGUCUGAGACUUGUCCUAUUAAGUUGAAAAAAAAAAAUGUAAGUAAAAAAUUUUUAGAGUUAAAUGCCAAAAAAGUAAGAAAAAGAGACCAUCUUAAAGCUGGUUCUUACCCCCUCCUUCUUUCCUUGCCACAGCAUUUUCCUCUUCUUCUCUUGUUCAGCGAACUUCGACGGGUUUACAGCAGAUGGGUUGUAGUAGCUCGGAACAGCAAUGCCAGUCUCUGCCAGGGUUUUGGCUUGUAGGGCUGCCAUUUGAGCUGCCAUGGCGAUUUGGGGCGUGACCUGUGUCCCAGUGGCCAGGAGGGCUGCAACAUUAAGCGCUGGGUUUGAAGCAGCGGCGGCGGCAGCAGCAGCAAUAGGUGCAGCAGCUGAACAAAAACAUUGAGUCUUCAGAUUCAAAGCCAACAUGACUGAAAGGCUUAAAGAAAAAGCCAACAACUUACCUGCAGCUAUUUCCUGCUGCCGUUUCUCCAACAACUCCUUCUCCUUCUGUUCCUGCAGUUUCUUGGCUCUUUCCAGCCUGGAAAAAAUAGAACAAACCACACUACAACUUAUACUUCCAUCUUCAUCGACAAUGAGAGUUUGAACAGCAUAAUUUCCCCAAAUGUUGCUAUCAUUACAGUUCCACAAGCAUUUUUCUUUUUUUUUUUUAGCCUAAUUUUAAACCUUGCUUAGACGCACCAAACCCACUUCCAACCAAAUCAACUGUGAGCCCUCUCUUAUAAGAUUGAAAUUUUACUUGACAACAAAAGAAAGAACCUUAUCUAUUAAGGCAAGGCUUGCAUUACAAAUGAUCAUCAAACUGCACCAUCUAAACCUUGACCUCAGAAUGUGUUUAGUUUUACCUCCUUGCAAGGGCUUCUUGUGCAUCCAUAGCUGUAUUUCGGCCACGGAAAGGAGGUGGAAUCACUGGUGUACUGCCGCUCUUUCUGCGUACU
This is a messenger RNA of Synchiropus splendidus (mandarinfish), 3312 nucleotides long. RefSeq lists its product as uncharacterized. The transcript is spliced from 4 exons. The coding region runs from base 89 to 1204 and encodes 371 amino acids. The record is from RefSeq and is a predicted model, not a curated record. NCBI's taxonomy places the organism in Eukaryota, Metazoa, Chordata, Actinopteri, Syngnathiformes, Callionymidae.